UAGGGCACCAAAAUGUUGGGUAUGGGACAGUGUACUCCAAUGGUGAAGGGAUACCCCACUGGUUUCAGUGAUCAAUCAAAACUUUUAAAAGCAAUCCCAACACAUUGCCCCUUUUCUUUCAUUUUUUGAUGACUUCCCUUCCAUUUGAAACCCCAUCCUCCUACGUCUUUCUCUCCGACUUUCCCUCACUUUCUCUCUUCCCAAACAGCUCUCAUUCAAAGUUUAUACUCAUUUCCAUGCUAAAGAGAUCAUGAAAGGCAUGCAGGGAAGAAGAGGGUUUCUAAAGAAACUCAAAUUCAACCCUACAAAGAUCAACACUUUGAAACAAGGGUUAGCCUUCCAUCAGCACACUGUCUCCAACCAAAACUGCAAAACCAACAACGUUGAUGUUAAAGAUCGAAAAGACGAUGAACUCGACGUCGAACAUCCGUGUUUGACAGAUUUCGAAGAGAAAUGUCCGCCAGGCGGCGAGAACGCGGUCGUUUUCUACACGACGAGCUUACGAGGGAUCCGAAAAACAUUCGAAGACUGCAGCAGAAUAAAGUUUCUUUUGGACAGUUUCAAGGUAUCAGUCCACGAGAGAGAUGUUUCAAUGGACAAGGGUUUCAGGGAAGAGCUGUGGAACAUGUUGGGCGGUCGAGUCAUCCCUCCGAAGCUCUUCGUCAAAGGCCGAUACAUCGGCGGAGCCGACGAGGUCGUCGGACUUCACGAGCAAGGGAAGCUGAAGAAGCUGUUGGAAGAGAUGCCUUCGAGUGGCAAUAUUAUCGGCAACAAUGUGUGCAGUUGUUGUGGCAAUCUGAGGUUCUUGAUUUGCUCCAGCUGCAAUGGCAGCCGCAAGGUUUAUGAAGAAAAAGGAUGUGAUCAUGAUCAUGAUGAUGAUGAUGAUGGUGAUGAUGAUGAUCAUCAUCAUCAUGAGUUUUGCAUCAAGAGAUGCAAUGAUUGUAAUGAAAAUGGAUUGAUCAAAUGCCCGUCUUGCAGCUGAAAAAUGCAUGCUGAUGUUUCAUGAGUCAUUAAUUCAGUGUUGUGUAGAUGAACAAAAUGGUGAAACUUUGUAUCUAAUUUCCCUUCCUCAACUAAUAUAUUACCAAUGGUCUAAAUCAUGCCUUCUUUGUUAUACAAAGAUCUGAUUUUUCUA
Hibiscus syriacus is the source of this 1135-nucleotide messenger RNA. RefSeq lists its product as uncharacterized. The record is from RefSeq and is a predicted model, not a curated record. NCBI's taxonomy places the organism in Eukaryota, Viridiplantae, Streptophyta, Magnoliopsida, Malvales, Malvaceae. Bases 251 to 982 code for a protein of 243 amino acids. The transcript has a single exon.